Molecule: messenger RNA, 1850 nt
Organism: Gossypium raimondii (Peruvian cotton)
Lineage: Eukaryota; Viridiplantae; Streptophyta; Magnoliopsida; Malvales; Malvaceae
Product: GDSL esterase/lipase At5g14450-like
Exons: 5
Coding region: 323-1549 (408 amino acids)
Molecular function (GO): hydrolase activity, acting on ester bonds
Source: RefSeq, a predicted model, not a curated record
AAACAUUGAAAUAUUCAAAUUGGAUUCGCUCCUUACUUUAAGUUUAGCUCCACAAUGAAACUUGAGAAGAAAUUCAAGGGAACUGCUGUAUUUUAAUCAGUCCUGAUAUCGGUAGGCAUUGGAGUAACCUUCAAGUAGUAGCUAACAAUAAAAUAAUCAGCAACGUUUGAGUUUGAGGUUGUUAUGAAUUAGGUGAUGCACGCUUGUCGAUUCCAUUACGGAUUUGCAAGAAAAAGGUUAAGUUCCACUCGCCAAGUACGGUCAACGUGUCAAAUAUCUGCUAGUCGUCAACCUGUUUGAUAAAAGAUCUGAAAGAAUCAGUAUGGAAGGGCAAAGGCCCAGUGUUGGUAAUGGUAUCAUUGGGAGAUGGAAGACUGCUUGGGCUUCAAGAAACAGCGUGAAAACUUUUACAAUAGCAGCUUUCUUUGCCGUCGCUUUCUCUCUUUUCAUACUGAGUGGAAGGCAAAGGAAUCUCGGUGGAUCCGGUACUUGUGAUUUUCCUGCUGUAUUCAACUUUGGGGAUUCCAAUUCUGAUACGGGUGGAAAGUCUGCUGCUUUCCACCGAAUUCCUUUGCCUAAUGGCAAUACUUUCUUCCAAAAGCCAUCUGGGAGAUAUUGCAAUGGAGAACUUAUUAUUGAUUUUAUAGCUGAGAAACUGGGACUGCCACAUUUGAGUGCGUAUCUGGACUCAAUUGGUACAAAUUUUCGACAUGGAGCUAAUUUUGCUACGGGAGGGUCUACAAUUCAACGACUUGAUGCUAGAAUGUUUAAGAUAGGGUAUAGCCCCAUCUCUCUUGACAUACAACUAUCACAGUUUGAACAGUUCAAAGAGCGAAUAAAUGAGCUAUAUAAAGAAGGUGUGAAUUCAAACAUUAAAAGCAAGCUUCCAAGACCAGAGGACUUCUCACAAGCACUUUACACAUUUGAUAUUGGGCAAAAUGAUCUUGAUUGUGCAUUCAAGUCAAUGACAGAGAAACAGGCUAUAGAAUCAGUUCCAGGAAUUAUUAACCAGUUUGCUCAGGCUGUUAAGCGGCUACAUAAUCAAGGGGCAAGAACAUUUUGGAUACACAACACAGGUCCAAUAGGCUGUUUGCCCUUUGAGGUUCUGGAUUAUCCUCAGCAACAUGAAAAUGUGGAUCAAAAUGGUUGCUUAAGGUCUCUUAAUGAGAUUGCUCAUGAAUUUAACAGGCAGCUUAAAGAUAGUGUUAUCCAACUUAGGCUGCAAUUCCCAGAUGCAGCACUGACUUAUGUUGAUAUUUACUCGGCUAAAUAUUCUUUAAUUUCUCAUGCAAAGCACCAUGGAUUUACAAACCCCCUUGGAUAUUGCUGUGGGCAUCACCGGGAUAAUCUGUGCUGGAGGAAGAAAACAUCAAAUGGAACUGAAAUUUCAGCGACUCCAUGCAGCAACCCUUCAGCUUAUAUAAGUUGGGAUGGCAUUCAUUAUUCCCAUGCUGCAAAUUUGUGGGUAGCUAACAAGGUUCUUGAUGGAUUGGUUUCAGACCCUCCAACUCCCAUUACUGAAGCAUGCCACAGGUCUCUUAAUUUGUAAUUUGUAAGCCCAAUGCAGCAGUUUAGGUCUCAAUAACCUGCAAUAUGGAAGUUACCAACUGUUGAAUGAUGGCCAACUAUGCUGGUUCAUUUAGUUCCAUUGUAAUUCAGUUCUAAACCAAUGUAUUUUGGUUAUGCACUGAUAUGUUAGGUGCUGAUUGACAUGUUUUAGUUUAUGUACAAGUUAUGUUUUUUAAGUUUCAAGAUAGUUAGUGGUAGUGGUUAAGUAUUUGGUAGUUUUUUUUACUUUAAGAUGUAAUGUUUUCUGAUGAAAGAUGUGUGAGCUUCUUUGCAUCUGUUUA